Molecule: messenger RNA, 1015 nt
Organism: Aaosphaeria arxii CBS 175.79
Lineage: Eukaryota; Fungi; Ascomycota; Dothideomycetes; Pleosporales
Product: putative short-chain dehydrogenase
Exons: 2
Coding region: 1-981 (326 amino acids)
Source: RefSeq, a predicted model, not a curated record
AUGUCAUUUCUUGCCGGAUUUUUACAUCGGCAUCUUUUUGUUCAUGUACCAGAGCCCACUGCUUCCUGGGAAGGAAAGACAGUGAUCAUCACAGGCAGUAAUACGGGACUCGGUCUUGAAGCAUCUAGAUUGAUCGUGCGACUCGGCGCACAACGCGUCAUCAUGGCUUGUCGAAACAUCGAAAAGGGCAAAGCUGCUGCGGGUGACAUCGUGAGAUCCACUGGAUGCUCACAGCAGACUCUCGAAGUAUGGGAACUAAACAUGAGUUCAUAUGAGUCGGUACAAGCAUUUGCAAAGAGAGCAAAUGUGGAACUUUCACGCCUCGAUGCCGUACUUGCAAACGCAGCAAUCAUGACACGCGAGUUCAGAAUGACGGAAGACAACGAAGAAACGAUAACAACCAAUGUCGUUUCGACUACUCUUCUCAGUCUUCUGCUUUACCCGAAACUUUCUGAAUCGGCCAAGCUAUAUGAUACGCAGUCUCAUCUUACUUUGCUGGCCUCGGAGCUGCACAAGCUGGCGACAUUCAAAGAACGCAAGGUGCCUGAAGGCCGGAUCUUUGCUACUUUGAACAACGAAAGAACGGCAAAUAUGGCCGAUAGAUACAACGUGUCCAAACUGAUCACCAUUCUUAUUGCCAAGCAUCUUGGUGAACAGUCAUCUUUCAAAGAUAGUGGAGUGAUCGUGAAUGUUGUCUGUCCGGGAUUUUGUAAGAGCGAACUCAGAAGGGAAUACGACAGUGCCGCCUUCCGUGCGUUUUCCGCCGCUUUCGCACGCACGACCGAGGUGGGAGGGUGCAUCCUUGUUAACGUACUGAGUGCCGGCUCGGAUUCUCACGGUCGAUAUUUACCUGACUGCAAGAUGGUAGAGCUCACAGGAAUGUGCAGGGGCAAAGACGGGGAUGAGCUGCAAGACAGAAUCUGGAAAGAAUUGAGUAAGAAAUUGGAGCAUAUCUGCCCAGGUGUUACAGCAACAUGGUAGACUCCCAUCGCGAUUUGUUCAGCUCAUACAGGCG